This is a messenger RNA of Malania oleifera, 1419 nucleotides long. RefSeq lists its product as uncharacterized. The coding region runs from base 1 to 1419 and encodes 472 amino acids. The transcript is spliced from 8 exons. The record is from RefSeq and is a predicted model, not a curated record. Lineage: Eukaryota; Viridiplantae; Streptophyta; Magnoliopsida; Santalales; Ximeniaceae.
AUGGUGGAGCGGGCCCGGAAGACGGCCCACUUCCGGGUAGUGAUCGUGAGCGGGAACGUGUACGUGGAGAAGUAUAGGCCGGCAAUUCAGUCGAGGGACGUGUUCACGCUGUGGGGGAUUUUGCAGCUUAUUAGGUUGUACCCUGGGAGACUGCCCGACCUGGACAUCAUGUUUGACUGCGAUGAUGUGCCCGUCGUUAGAUCAAGGGACUUUGUGGGGCCCACUGCGAACCCACCACCGUUGUUUCGCUACUGUGCGGACGAGUGGAGUUUGGAUAUCGUGUUUCCGGAUUGGUCCUUUUGGGGCUGGGCAGAGACCAAUAUAAGGCCAUGGAGCAGUACCUGGAAGGGCAUAAAAGAAGGGAACAAGAAGAGGAGAUGGGAGGAGAGGGUGCCCUACGCUUACUGGAGGGGGAACCCCCAUGUAGCUGCAACCAGGAGGGACCUCCUCAGGUGCAAUGUUUCUGAAAAAGCUGAUUGGAGCACUCAUCUUUAUAUUCAGAAUUGGGAUCAAGAGUCUAGACAAGGGUUCAAGCAAUCAAACUUGGAAGAUCAAUGCACCCAUAGGUAUAAGAUAUAUAUAGAAGGAUGGGCUUGGUCGGUAAGUGAGAAGUACAUAAUGGCAUGCGAUUCCAUGACGUUGCUCAUUCGACCUCGUUAUUACGAUUUCUUCAUGAGAGGAAUGCUUCCCCUCCACCAUUAUUGGCCCAUCCAGAAUACUCAUAAGUGCACUUCUCUUAAGUUUGCUGUCCACUGGGGUAAUUCUCACACCCAAAAGGCACAGGCCAUAGGCAAGGCAGGCAGCAGCUUCAUUGAAGAAGAUCUAAAGAUGGAUUACGUCUACGAUUACAUGUUUCAUCUGUUAAACGAAUACACAAAACUCUUGAAAUUCAAACCGGCAGUGCCUCCGGGAGCCGUGGAGUUCUGCUCGGAAACAAUGGCAUGCACUGCCAAUGGAACCUGGAAAAGCUUCAUGCUAGAGUCCAUGGUGAUGGCUCCUAGCCACACAGCCCCAUGCACCAUGCAUCCCCCCUACCAUCCUUCUGCCCUCCAAGAUUUUCUCGAGAAAAAGGCUAAUUCAACUAGGCAAGUGGAAAUGUGGGAAAAUGAGUAUUGGGAGAAGAGGAAACAACUCUUACAACACUCACUGAAACAAACAGAAAACCACACAUCAUCUACAAGUGUUAAAGACGACGGCAAUGGUGACUGUGACCACGAUGGUGGCGAUGACAAUGAGGUGCAGUGCUCGUUCUCCUCGAAGUGGACGACGGUAAUGGCGUGGAGCGUGGGAGCUGCCGGGAAUGGUGAUGAUGGUGAGGAGAGUGGUGCCGGAGGUAUGGGAGGCAAGGUCGAGGGUGGUCGGAGAGUGGUGAGCGGUGCGGUGGUGUCGGAGCUGCUACUGGGUUUGCAUGAGGAGUAG